Messenger RNA from Loxodonta africana (African savanna elephant), 9318 nucleotides. Its product is annotated as probable ubiquitin carboxyl-terminal hydrolase FAF-X. Gene Ontology annotation, cellular component: cytosol; nucleus. The record is from RefSeq and is a predicted model, not a curated record. The coding region runs from base 518 to 8167 and encodes 2549 amino acids. Lineage: Eukaryota; Metazoa; Chordata; Mammalia; Proboscidea; Elephantidae. Gene Ontology annotation, biological process: cell migration; protein deubiquitination. Gene Ontology annotation, molecular function: cysteine-type deubiquitinase activity. The transcript has 46 exons.
CCUCGGAGGCUGCCGUAGGCACAACUUUCUCGCAGCUCGUCCUUUCGGGCGUUCUGCACCGAGCCCCUCCCAGCCUUACGUAGCUAUCCGGUCCUACUAAGGUACGCUACAGCCAUUCCCUCACGGGAGGCGGCCGCUUAAGCGUCUGAGUCUGUUGAGAAGGCCGGAACCGAAUAUCGAGGAGCAGCGAAGCAAUCUGACCCGGAACAACGACCAAGGAAAAGUGAAGUCGCCGCAGCAGGAGAAACGCACCUCCCGGCGCCUAUCUGAACUCAGCGACAGCUCCAGGCUCAGCCGAAAGAGAGAAGAGUGUUUGGGAAGAAUGAAAGCCUGAAGUAUUUGCCGUUGGCGUUUCAAGGAUUAUGAAAUCGUUUCUGCAAGAUGAUCUGUUCUUGAAUUGGAGAUUUUUAAGACUGACAUAUGCUGAUACUUCAUCUUCUAUAAGUAGAGUAUAAUUUCUUCUCUUGCAACAACUGCAUAGGCAAGCUUAAUUGCCAGGAUCUGUUUUGUGUUGAGCAUGACAGCCACAACUCAUGGCUCUCCAGUAGGAGGGAAUGAUAAUGAAGGCCAGGCUUCUGAUGGACCGCCUCAGCCCCCAUUACAACAGAAUCAGAACACUUCACCUGAUUCUUCCAAUGAGAAUAUGCCAACAACACCCCCAGAUGAACAAGGUCAAGGUGAUGCCCCACCACAGCAUGAGGAUGAGGAACCUAUAUUUCCACAUACUGACCUGGCAAAGUUAGAUGACAUGAUCAAUAGGCCUAGGUGGGUGGUUCCUGUUUUGCCAAAAGGGGAAUUAGAAGUUCUUUUAGAAGCUGCUAUUGAUCUUAGUAAAAAAGGUCUUGAUAUUAAAAGUGAAGCAUGUCAGCGUUUUUUCCGAGAUGGGCUAACAAUAUCUUUCACUAAAAUCCUAAUGGAUGAGGCAGUGAGUGGGUGGAAGUUUGAAAUUCAUAGGUGUAUUAUUAACAAUACUCAUCGUCUAGUGGAGCUUUGUGUGGCCAAGUUGUCCCAAGACUGGUUUCCACUUCUAGAACUUCUCGCUAUGGCCCUAAAUCCACAUUGCAAAUUCCAUAUUUACAAUGGUACACGUCCAUGUGAAUCAGUUUCCACAAAUGUUCAGUUGGCCGAAGAUGAACUCUUCGCUCGUUCUUCAGAUCCUCGAUCACCAAAAGGUUGGCUAGUGGAUCUCAUCAAUAAAUUUGGCACAUUAAACGGGUUCCAGGUUUUGCACGAUCGUUUUAUUAAUGGACCAGCAUUAAAUGUGCAGAUAAUUGCAGCCCUUAUUAAACCAUUUGGACAAUGCUAUGAGUUUCUCAGCCUACGCACAGUGCAAAAGUACUUCAUUCCAGUGAUAGAAGUUGUGCCACGAUUUUUAGAAAAUCUGACUGACGAAGAACUAAAAAAAGAAGCAAAGAAUGAAGCAAAAAAUGAUGCCCUUUCAAUGAUUAUUAAAUCUUUGAAGAAUUUAGCUUCCAGGGUUCCAGGACAAGAAGAAACUGUAAAAAAUUUAGAAAUUUUUAGGCUGAAAAUGAUACUUAGAUUACUGCAGAUUUCUUCUUUUAAUGGCAAGAUGAAUGCUUUGAAUGAAAUUAAUAAAGUGAUAUCUAGUGUAUCGUAUUAUACUCAUCGGCAUGGUAACCCUGAGGAAGAAGAAUGGUUGACAGUUGAACGAAUGGCAGAAUGGAUACAGCAGAACAGUAUCUUAUCCAUAGUACUGCGAGAUAGUCUUCAUCAGCCACAAUAUGUAGAAAAGCUAGAGAAGAUUCUUCGGUUUGUGAUCAAAGAAAAAGCUCUUACAUUAGAUGAUCUUGAUAAUAUUUGGGCAGCACAGGCAGGGAAACAUGAAGCUAUUGUGAAGAAUGUACAUGAUCUGCUGGCAAAGUUGGCUUGGGAUUUUUCCCCUGAACAACUGGAUCAUCUUUUUGAUUGCUUUAAGGCAAGUUGGACAAAUGCAAAUAAAAAGCAACGUGAAAAACUGCUUGAGUUGAUACGUCGACUUGCAGAAGAUGAUAAAGAUGGCGUGAUGGCACACAAAGUGUUGAAUCUUCUGUGGAACCUGGCCCACACCGAUGAUGUGCCUGUAGACAUGGCUCUCAGUGCCCACGUAAAAAUACUUGAUUAUAGUUGUUCCCAGGAUCGAGAUGCACAAAAGAUCCAGUGGAUAGAUCGCUUUAUAGAAGAACUUCGCUCAAAUGACAAGUGGGUAAUUCCUGCACUGAAACAAAUAAGAGAAAUCUGUAGUUUGUUUGGUGAAGCACCUCAAAAUUUGAGUCAAACUCAGCGAAGUCCCCAUGUAUUUUAUCGUCAUGAUUUAAUCAAUCAACUUCAGCACAAUCAUGCCUUAGUUACUUUGGUUGCAGAAAACCUUGCAACUUACAUGAAUAGCGUGAGACUGUAUUCUAGAGACCAUGAAGACUAUGACCCACAAACUGUGAGGCUUGGAAGUAGAUAUAGUCAUGUUCAAGAAGUCCAAGAACGGCUUAACUUCCUUAGAUUUUUAUUGAAGGAUGGCCAACUGUGGCUUUGUGCUCCUCAGGCAAAACAAAUAUGGAAAUGUUUAGCAGAGAAUGCAGUUUAUCUUUGUGAUCGUGAAGCCUGUUUUAAGUGGUAUUCUAAGUUGAUGGGGGAUGAACCAGACUUAGAUCCUGAUAUUAAUAAGGACUUCUUUGAAAGUAAUAUACUUCAGCUUGAUCCUUCCCUGUUAACUGAAAAUGGAAUGAAAUGUUUUGAACGAUUCUUCAAAGCUGUGAAUUGUCGAGAAGGGAAACUAGUAGCAAAAAGAAGAGCCUAUAUGAUGGAUGAUUUGGAGUUAAUAGGAUUGGACUACCUUUGGAGGGUUGUGAUUCAAAGUAAUGAUGACAUUGCCAGCAGAGCUAUAGAUCUUCUUAAAGAGAUAUAUACAAAUCUUGGCCCCAGAUUACAGGUCAGUCAGGUAAUGAUCCAUGAAGACUUCAUUCAAUCUUGCUUUGAUCGUUUGAAAGCCUCUUAUGAUACAUUGUGUGUUUUGGAUGGUGACAAAGACAGUAUUAAUUGUGCAAGACAGGAAGCUGUUCGAAUGGUUAGAGUAUUAACUGUUUUAAGGGAAUACAUAAAUGAAUGUGACAGUGAUUAUCAUGAGGAAAGAAUGAUUCUGCCUAUGUCAAGAGCAUUUCGUGGUAAACACCUCUCUUUUAUAGUUCGAUUUCCAAACCAGGGCAGACAGAUUGAUGAUAUAGAUAUAUGGUCUCAUACAAAUGAUACAGUUGGUUCAGUACGACGAUGUAUUCUCAAUCGUUUGAAAGCCAAUAUAGCUCAUACAAAAGUUGAACUCUUUGUGGGUGGUGAGUUGAUAGAUUCUGAAGAUGACAGAAAGCUAAUUGGACAAUUAAACUUAAAAGAUAAAUCACUAAUUACAGCCAAACUUAUACAAAUAAGUUCCAAUGUGCCAUCAAGCCCUGAUAGCUCUUCUGAUUCUUCAACUGGAUCUCCUGGAAACCAUUGUAAUCAUUUCAGUGAUGGUCCCAAUCCAGAAGUGGAGAGUAGUUUGCCAGGGGUGAUAAUGUCACUGCAUCCCAGAUACAUCUCUUUCCUUUGGCAAGUUGCAGACUUAGGUAGCAGCCUAAAUAUUCCACCUCUUAGAGAUGGCGCAAGAGUACUUAUGAAACUUAUGCCACCCGAUAGCACAACAAUAGAAAACUUAAGGGCUAUUUGCUUAAACCAAGCAAAACUUGGAGAAAGCAGCCUUGGCUCACCGCUUGAUUCACUUUUCUUUGGUCCUUCUGCCUCCCAAGUGCUAUACCUAACAGAGGUAGUUUAUGCCUUAUUAAUGCCUGCUGGUGCACCUCUGGCUGAUAAUUCAUCUGACUUCCAAUUUCACUUCUUGAAAAGUGGUGGCUUACAUCUUGUACUGAGUAUGCUAACAAGAAAUAACUUCCUGCCACAUACAGAUAUGGAAACCAGAAGGGAUGCCUACUUCAAUGCUCUUAAAAUAGCCAAAUUGUUGCUAACUGCCGUUGGCUAUGGCCAUGUUCGAGCUAUCGCAGAAGCUUGUCAGCCUGUAGUAGAUGGUGGAAAUCCCGUGACACCGAUUAACCAAGUUACUCAUGAUCAAGCAGUGGUGCUACAAAGUGCCCUUCAAAGCAUUCCAAAUCCUUCCUCUGAAUGUAUGCUUAGAAAUGUAUCAGUACGGCUCGCUCAGCAAAUAUCUGAUGAGGCUUCAAGAUACAUUCCUGAUACUUGUGUAAUUACAGCUAUACAAAAAAUUAUCUGGACAUCAGGAUGUGGGGCAUUAGAGCUAAUAUUUAGCCCAAAUGAGGAAAUCACUAAAAUUUAUGAGACGAGCACCAGUUCAAGCAGUGAGCUGGACUUGGAAGAUGAACAGGUUUGCUGCGAAGGAUUGGAAGUGAUGGCGUUAUGUUUUGCUUUGAUUCCAACAGCUUUAGAUGCACUUAGUAAAGAAAAAGCCUGGCAGACAUUCAUCAUUGACUUACUAUUAUACUGUCCCAGCAAAACUGUUCGUCAUUUGGCACAGGAGCAGUUUUUUUUAAUGUGCACCAGAUGUUGCAUGGGACACAGGCCGCUGCUUUUCUUCAUUACUCUGCUCUUCACCAUUUUGGAGACCACAGCAAGAGAGAGAGGUAAACAUUCAGGUGACUACUUCACGCUUUUACAGCAUCUUCUUAAUUAUGCUUAUAAUAGCAAUAUUAAUGUACCUAAUGCUGAAGUUCUUCUCAACAAUGAAAUCGAUUGGCUCAAGAGGAUUAGGGAUGAUGUUAAAAAAACAGGUGAAACAGAUGUUGAAGAGCCCAUUUUGGAAGGACACCUUGGGGUAACGAGAGAGUUACUAGCUUUUCAAACGUCUGAGAAAAAGUAUCAUAUUGGUUGUGAAAAAGGAGGUGCUAAUCUCAUUAAAGAAUUAAUUGAUGAUUUCAUCUUUCCUGCAUCCAAAGUUUACCUGCAAUAUAUGAGAAAUGGAGAACUACCAGUUGAGCAGGCUAUUCCAGUCUGUAGUUCACCAGCUACCAUUAAUGCUGGUUUUGAACUACUUGUAGCUUUAGCUGUUGGCUGUGUAUGGAAUCUCAAACAAAUAGUAGACUGUUUGACUGAAAUGUAUUAUAUAGGCACUGCAAUAACAACUUGUGAAGCACUUACUGAGUGGGAGUAUCUGCCACCUGUUGGACCUCGCCCACCAAAAGGAUUUGUAGGACUGAAAAAUGCUGGUGCCACUUGUUACAUGAAUUCUGUGAUCCAGCAACUAUACAUGAUUCCUUCCAUCAGGAACAGUAUUCUUUCAAUUGAAGGCGCAGGUGGUGAUAUAGAUGAUGAUAUCUUCGGGGAUGAGAAGCAGGACAGUGAGAGUAAUGUUGAUCCUCGAGAUGAUGUAUUUGGAUAUCCUCAUCAGUUUGAAGACAAACCAGCAUUAAGUAAAACAGAAGAUAGGAAAGAGUACAAUGUUGGUAUUCUAAGACACCUCCAGGUCAUCUUUGGUCAUUUAGCUGCUUCCCAAUUACAAUAUUAUGUGCCCCGAGGAUUUUGGAAACACUUCAGGCUUUGGGGUGAACCUGUUAAUCUGCGAGAACAACAUGAUGCCUUAGAAUUUUUUAAUUCUUUAGUGGAUAGUUUAGAUGAAGCUUUAAAAGCUUUAGGACAUCCAGCUAUGCUAACUAAAGUCUUGGGAGGUUCCUUUGCUGAUCAGAAGAUUUGCCAAGGCUGCCCACAUAGGUAUGAAUGUGAAGAAUCUUUUACAACUUUGAAUGUAGACAUCAGAAAUCACCAAAAUCUUCUUGAUUCUUUGGAACAAUAUAUCAAAGGAGAUUUAUUGGAAGGUGCAAAUGCAUAUCACUGUGAAAAAUGUAAUAAAAAGGUUGAUACAGUAAAACGCUUGCUAAUUAAAAAAUUACCUCCUGUUCUUGCUAUCCAACUGAAACGAUUCGACUAUGACUGGGAAAGAGAAUGUGCAAUCAAGUUCAAUGAUUAUUUUGAAUUUCCUCGAGAGCUGGAUAUGGAGCCUUACACAGUAGCAGGUGUUGCAAAGCUGGAAGGAGAUAAUGUAAAUCCAGAGAGUCAGUUGAUGCAACAGAAUGAGCAGUUUGAAAGUGAGGCAGCAGAAAGCACAAAAUACAGACUUGUAGGUGUACUUGUACACAGUGGUCAAGCAAGUGGGGGACAUUAUUAUUCUUACAUCAUUCAAAGAAACGGUAGAGAUGGUGAGAGAAAUCGCUGGUAUAAAUUUGAUGAUGGAGAUGUAACAGAGUGUAAAAUGGAUGAUGAUGAAGAAAUGAAAAAUCAGUGUUUUGGUGGAGAGUACAUGGGAGAAGUAUUUGAUCACAUGAUGAAGCGCAUGUCAUACAGGCGCCAGAAAAGGUGGUGGAAUGCUUAUAUACUUUUUUAUGAACGAAUGGACACAAUAGACCAAGAUGAUGUGUUGAUCAAAUAUAUAUCAGAGAUUACUAUCACAAGACCCCAUCAGAUUAUUAUGUCAUCAGCCAUUGAGAGAAGUGUACGGAAACAGAAUGUAAAAUUCAUGCAUAACCGAAUGCAGUACAGUUUAGAAUAUUUUCAGUUCGUAAAAAAACUGCUAACAUGUAAUGGUAUUUACUUAAACCCUGCUCCAGGACAAGAUCACCUGUUGCCUGAAGCAGAAGAAAUAAGUAUGAUUAGUAUUCAUCUUGCUGCUAGAUUCCUCUUUACUACUGGAUUUCAUACCAAGAAAAUAGUCCGUGGCCCUGCCAGUGACUGGUAUGAUGCAUUAUGCAUUCUUCUCCGACACAGCAAGAAUGUGCGUUUUUGGUUUGCUCAUAAUGUCCUUUUCAGUGUUUCAAAUCGCUUCUCUGAGUACCUUCUGGAGUGCCCUAGUGCAGAAGUGAGGAGUGUGUUUGCAAAACUUAUAGUAUUUAUUGCACAUUUUUCCUUGCAAGAUGGACCUUGUUCUUCACCUUCUGUAUCUCCUGGACCUUCUAGUCAGACAUGUGGUAACUUAAGCUUGAGUGAUCACUUACUAAGAGCAGUACUAAAUCUUCUGCGAAGGGAAGUUUCAGAGCAUGGGCGCCAUGUACAGCAGUAUUUCAAUCUGUUUGUAAUGUAUACCAACUUAGGUUUGGCAGAAAAGACACAGCUUCUGAAAUUGAAUGUACCUGCUACCUUUAUGCUUGUGUCUUUAGAUGAAGGACCAGGUCCUCCAAUCAAAUACCAGUAUGCUGAAUUAGGCAAGUUAUACUCCGUAGUGUCUCAGUUGAUCCGCUGUUGCAAUAUCUCCUCAAGAAUGCAGUCUUCAAUCAGUGGUAAUCCCCCACUUCCCAAUCCUUUUGGUGACCCUAAUUUAUCACAGCCUAUAAUGCCAAUUCAGCAGAAUGUGGCAGAUAUUUUAUUUGUGAGAACAAGUUACGUGAAGAAAAUUAUCGAAGACUGCAGUAACUCAGAGGAAACCACCAAACUGCUUCGUUUUUGCUGCUGGGAGAAUCCUCAUUUCUCGUCUACUGUCCUCAGUGAACUUCUCUGGCAGGUUGCAUACUCAUAUACCUAUGAACUCCGGCCAUAUUUGGAUCUCCUGUUACAAAUUUUACUGAUUGAGGACUCUUGGCAGACACACAGAAUUCAUAACGCACUUAAAGGAAUCCCAGAUGACCGAGAUGGACUUUUUGAUACAAUCCAGCGUUCUAAGAGUCACUACCAAAAAAGAGCAUACCAGUGUAUAAAAUGUAUGGUAGCUCUGUUUAGCAAUUGUCCUGUUGCUUACCAAAUAUUACAGGGCAAUGGAGAUCUUAAAAGAAAAUGGACAUGGGCAGUGGAAUGGCUUGGAGAUGAACUUGAAAGAAGACCAUACACUGGCAACCCUCAGUACACUUACAACAAUUGGUCUCCUCCAGUACAAAGCAAUGAAACAUCCAAUGGUUAUUUUUUAGAGAGAUCGCAGAGUGCUAGGAUGACACUUGCAAAAGCUUGUGAACUCUGUCCAGAGGAGGAGCCUGAUGACCAAGAUGCCCCAGAUGAGCAUGAGUCAUCUCCACCAGAAGAUGCUCCAUUAUAUCCUCAUUCACCUGGAUCUCAGUACCAGCAGAAUAAUCAAGUGCAUGGACAGUCAUACACGGGGCCAGCAGCCCAUCGCUUGAACAACCCACAAAGAACUGGCCAACAAGCACAAGACAAUUAUGAAGGAAGUGAAAUAUCCCCACCUCAAAUGAAGGAUUAGUGAAAUGCACGUAAUAGUUCAUUUAAAACCAUGCACUCAGGACUUAGUAUCUGAAUUUUUUCAAUGCCUGACUGAAAUUUAAAACCAGAGAAACUAUUCCAAAACAAUAGGGAGUGGAGAGUCUAUUCACCAUCUUGUCUGCAGAAUUUGUUUCCACCUAUGGGGAAAGUGUAUAGUGUUUUGUAAUAAAUGACAGAUCCUAACAUGUAAAUGGAAAAGGUGUAUAUAAUAUAUUGUUUGACUGUUAAUUCUUAAGAAACUUUUUUUGAUGAGAUGCAAAGAUCUAUCGGAAUAAGAAAAGUUAAUUUUCUUCUAUGUCCACUACACUCUGCAACCAGUGUUGUCGGCUUCAUAGCAGCUGGAUCAACUUCCUCACCCAUUCCCACCUCAAAGAAAAGAUAACAUAAAAGAGCCCAUCCAUAUCAACCACAGCAAUAGUUUCUUGUUAAUUCUUUGCUACUGGAGCCAUUUAAUGCUGAUAACCUUUCAGUGAGGUAGCUGAUGUGGGAGAUUGGUGAUGUUACAUUGUUUCUGGAUCUCUUUAUUGCCGUUUUAUUCUGGUAUUGGGUUAAUCACUUUAAAUCUAUAGUUAUACUGUAACAUUAGCAUGCCUUCAUACCAUGUUAGUGGAGCCAGUGAGGAAAAAAUUACCAGAUAGCAGUUGUCCCAAGAUGACAGUUGCCUUGCUCAGAGCUUUUACUACUUAACACCUAGGAUGACUAUAAAACAAAGAGAAAUGUGACAAAUAAGCAGUUUUCAGUUGCAAAUAUGUUCUUUACAUUUAACAUUUGACACUUCAGGCUCUUGAUGGGAUAAAGAAUAUCAAAGUAUCUAUAAUACGAAUUUUAAAACAAAUAUGCAAACUUUGUUAUGCCAGAAUAUGUGGAACAUAUAGAAGAAGAUUGUAUUUGGUGUACUUGUUUUGUUUUUUGGUAGAAUGUACUAAGUGAAUCUUGAAAAACUUUGCUUUUGCUGGAUCCCAUUGAAAUGGACAUCAUCAGAAUCCCACAAUAUUUUGGAGUACUAUUGCACCACUAUGUCUUGCUGACUUUUUGCAAGGUCAUAAUUUUACUUGAAAGUAGGAAUUGUCCUCUUUUUCCUUUAUCCCUAAACUCUUAUUGUUAGAUGUGAGUUUUAAUUUAAAAAUAAAC